CUGCAGUCCUGGGGGAGAGGGAACUUUAUUGUCAGCUGUUCUCUAGCAUCCCUGUGGACUGAGAGGCAGCGCGGGAGUCAUGAAGCAGGAGGUCAGGGCAGCUCUGGGGUCAGCUCGCCCCUGGCUCCACUCAGCUGGACUGACAGAGGCGAACCUUUCUGCUCAGAGAGGUGUUGGUCUUGCCCGGGCACACUUUGAGAAACAUCCGCCCGCCAACCUGCGCAAGUCAAACUUCUUUCACUUUGUGUUGGCUUUAUAUGAUAGUCAAGGUCAGUCUGUGGAGAUAGAGCAUACUGCGUUUGUGGACUUUGUUGAAAAGGAGAAGGAGCCAGUAAGUGAAAAAACAAACAAUGGAAUCCAUUACAAACUGCAGUUACUCUACAACAAUGGUGUCAGAGCAGAGCAAGAUCUAUACAUCCGUUUGAUAGACUCUGUGACCAAACAGGCAAUUGUGUUUGAAGGUCAAGAUAAAAACCCUGAAAUGUGUCGUGUUCUUCUCACCCAUGAGAUAAUGUGCAGCCGAUGUUGUGAUAAGAAAAGUUGUGGAAACAGGAACGAAACACCAUCAGACCCCGUCAUUAUUGAACGGUUCUUCCUAAAAUUUUUUCUCAAAUGCAAUCAAAAUUGCCUGAAGAAUGCAGGGAACCCACGAGACACACGUCGUUUCCAGGUGCUGGUCUCUACCACUGCCUCUGUUAAGGGCCACGUUCUAGCCAUUUCAGAUAGCAUAUUUGUCCAUAACAAUUCAAAGCAUGGCAGAAGACCAAGAAGAUUUGAGCUGAUUGAAGCUGAGAUCCCCUGCAUUAAGGCCAUCAGUCCGAGUGAAGGUUGGACAUCAGGUGGGGCCUCGGUGAUUAUUAUUGGAGAUCGUUUUUUUGAUGGUCUACAGGUGGUUUUCGGAACAGUGGUGGUCUGGAGUGAGGUGAUCACACCACAUGCAAUUCGUGUGCAGACUCCACCUCGUCACAUCCCUGGCGUUGUCGAAGUUACAUUGUCCUACAAAUCCAAACAGUUCUGCAAGGGACCUCCAGGACGCUUUAUCUACACUGCUUUAAAUGAACCAACCAUUGACUACGGGUUCCAGCGGCUGCAGAAGGUCAUUCCUCAUCAUCCAGGCGAUAUGGAAAGACUACCAAAAGAGGUCUUACUGAAGAGAGCCGCUGAUCUGUUAGAGACAUUUUAUGGAAUGCCUCACAACAACCAGGAGAUGAUUCUUAAGUGUGCAUCUGAUAUAGCAGAAGUACUCCACACCAUCCCACGAAACCCAUCCCACACAAAUUCACAUGGAACGGUGGGUGUAAACUCCUUUGAUGCGCAGUUACCUGUGAACACAGAAGUUUCACAGGAUGUAGAAAGAGUGUCUCUUUCAGUGGGUUUCAGUCGGAGUUCAAACAGUGGCUUCACUGCAGGAAGCACAUCCUCUGAAUUCAAUAAUACCAACACAUGCAUGAACAGACACACACAUUCACAUUCACACUCCAGCAUGCCAAGACACACACACUCAAAUACACACCCGUCCAUGGCUGGGCUCACACAAACACAAGAACACCCUUCUGUGUCAAACUUCUCAGUGGCUGCCACACAGCCAUUCUUAGACAAUGCCACAGCAGAUGCACAACACUACAUUGUGAAGCAAAAAAGUGCAUUUGCUCCAGUUCUAAAGCUGCAGUCCUCACCAGCACAAGCUUCAAGUCUUCCCAUUUGCACGCCUUGCAUGGACUAGUGACACCAGUCACACUCUUACAUGGACAAAUGACAAACUCCAUUCAGAAGUACUCUUCGUGGACAGGAAAUGAAAACAUCUGU
Messenger RNA from Labeo rohita (rohu), 1806 nucleotides. It is a transcript of the gene ebf3b, whose product is annotated as EBF transcription factor 3b. The transcript is spliced from 16 exons. Bases 80 to 1723 code for a protein of 547 amino acids. The record is from RefSeq and is a predicted model, not a curated record. Gene Ontology annotation, biological process: regulation of transcription by RNA polymerase II. NCBI's taxonomy places the organism in Eukaryota, Metazoa, Chordata, Actinopteri, Cypriniformes, Cyprinidae. Gene Ontology annotation, molecular function: RNA polymerase II cis-regulatory region sequence-specific DNA binding; DNA-binding transcription factor activity, RNA polymerase II-specific.